Messenger RNA from Drosophila melanogaster (fruit fly), 1477 nucleotides. RefSeq lists its product as uncharacterized. The transcript has 4 exons. Bases 50 to 532 code for a protein of 160 amino acids. Lineage: Eukaryota; Metazoa; Arthropoda; Insecta; Diptera; Drosophilidae. The record is from RefSeq and is marked reviewed.
AUAGUCGAAGUGGGCAGUGCCUAGCACAACAUCUAAAGAAGAAUCUCUAAUGGAAAAACGCUCUGAGAGGAUCAGGCAACGGCUUCGGGCUGCGCAGCUGGAGGAGAACACAAAACAGGCUGCUAGCAAUAUGGCUUUGGUGAAUAAGGUUCUUUUGGGCGGGAAAGCAAAGAAUGUGCCUGAGGAUGAGGCGUUCCCAGUCUCAUCGGAUAAGGACCUUGUAGCUUUAGAGCUGAAAAUAAGCGAGUCCGAAGAGUCCAAAAAACGCUACAUUAAAGCAGUAACAAAACUUUUAAAACGCAACAAUUUGUCGAAGACAAUCAAGAGCGUGAUGGCGGAACAGCUCUUGUGCGCUUACAAUAUAAGCGGCCGUAACGGGAGGAAGGCUUUAAAAUCAUUUCCACAAUUCUUCUCAGUUUUGAUUGAUUGCAUUGGUUCCUUAGUAGGCCAGCAGGCAGCGGAGAGGGCCCUGUCCCACGCACUUGGAUGCGUAAAAAAUAACGCAAACAAAAAAAAGAAAAAAACGAUGUAAAUUAAGAAAGUACAUACAUACAUAUGUAUCUAGCAUCCCGAAAUCCCUUACAAAUCUUAACAACAAUUCAAACUACCAGUCAACAAUAAGAAACCGUGUCUCUAACCACUUUCCAAAAAUGAACCUUAUCUGGAUCCUCAGUGAAAUUAAGAACUAUGUACAUACAUAUGUACGUAUUUCUUCUAAAACACCACAUCUAUACAUUAUGGAUAACUAUUAAGUUGUAGGGCGUGACACUUAACGAGGAGAUGGCCAUUAUGUUGGGAUGACUAUAAAGCCUUUUGGCAUAUUGCGCGCUGCUCUUCUUCACCUCUUCCCUGACCCAAGCGAAGCCUAGGACCUCGUUGAUGGUGGAUUUGUCGUGCAGCACGUGGGCUCCGGUAUUAUUUCGAUAUUGGACUUACUGGCCGUUCCCCAGAUCGGCCUGACGAUCGGAUUAUAUAUAAGAAGAUUUGUGGAUGUCCGCAACUUGGACCCUCUGCCUAUAUGCCAGUAGAAUAAUUUUAGUCGGUAGUCUGGCUUUUCUCAAUUGGUGCGGCUUGCAGUUGAGACUCCUGAUACCUAGGUAAUUCGGAGUGGCUUCCUCUGGGAUUGUAGCGUGGCCCAGGCUGAUGAAGGGACAAUGCCCGCUAAGUUCCACCUUUUCUGCCAGGAGUUGCGCAGGCCAGCUGUGCCUGUAUUAGUGGCCUCGAUUGUUGUGUUCCAGGAAGGCUGUGUCUGCGUCUGCGUAUGUGGCUGCCAUUAAGGAUGGGCUCUGCAACACAUGAAGAUUCGCCGUGAACGCGCAUCAUUAUACUAAAUCAUCACUAAGCAACUCCACAUCAUAAUUAACUGUCCUCCCCUUUCGCUACGUAAAACAGUUGCUCUUCGUACAAUCUGAACAAGUAAUGCCACUGCUAAUUUAACAAAACUUCAACCAAUUCCAUAAAAUAAAAAUCUACAUAU